AUUGAAGGCAAAUACAUUUGUAUAAUUGAAUAUUCAGUCUUAUAUCUUUCGUCAACCAAAAGAGUUCAUGAUGAAAACGUUCGUGGUUUUUAUUUUAAUAGUAAUUAGUUUUAAAUGUGAAGGAAUCAGAAAUGGCUACAUUGUAGAUCCCAAUCGGAUGUCAUACUAUUGCCACACGGCCGCAAUAAUGUGUUUAAAGGGAAAUGGAGAAAAAUCGUUGUUUUGUUCUGGAGCCAUAAUAUCGCGAUAUGCGGUUUUAACAUCACAAGAUUGCCAAUUAGAUUUAAAAGAGCAAUGUUUAACAUCAUACGUUCGUGUUGGAGACGUGAAUAUUGAAAAUUCAAAAGAGUAUGUUAUUGAGGAUAUCAAACCCUACGACUUGAACGUUCGUGAAUAUAGCUAUUGCUUUGCUAAAAUAUCCGAGAUGGAGAAGAAGACAAAAACUCUUCCGGCCGAUUAAGAAGCGCAUUUCUUUACGUUGAAGAGAGAAAUUAUUGCAGACAACAAAUGUACUCUUUAAGAAAGAAGAAUUUGGAAAAAACUGACUUUUGCUUCACGUAUUAUCAUGGUGGACAAGAAUUCUAUGGACAAGAUGGUGAUCAGGGCGCACCCUUAGUAUACACUGAUCCCGAAAACAGUAAGAGAUAUUUAGUAGGUGUUGAUGGGUGGCAAAUCAGAGAUGACAAAACUGUAUUUCUUGAAACUACGCCAAGAAUUAAGGACUUUGAAAAGUGGAUAAUUCGACACAUACCUAUUGAACACGAAUCCAAUGAUAUUGUUAAAACACCUAUUGAACACGAAUCCAAUGAUUUUGUUAAAACACCUAUUAAACACGAUAUCAAAAUGACACCAGAACUAUAAAUUGAUGAUGAAAUACGGCUGAUAUAUGAUGGACCUCUGUGCAAGACUCUCUCCGUGCCUAUGUUUCUUUUUUCUAUUAACUAAUCACAUUU
Molecule: messenger RNA, 953 nt
Organism: Contarinia nasturtii (swede midge)
Lineage: Eukaryota; Metazoa; Arthropoda; Insecta; Diptera; Cecidomyiidae
Exons: 5
Coding region: 508-861 (117 amino acids)
Source: RefSeq, a predicted model, not a curated record